This is a messenger RNA of Osmia lignaria (orchard mason bee), 1143 nucleotides long. RefSeq lists its product as uncharacterized. NCBI's taxonomy places the organism in Eukaryota, Metazoa, Arthropoda, Insecta, Hymenoptera, Megachilidae. The record is from RefSeq and is a predicted model, not a curated record.
CUCGAGACGGCAGAAAUAUGGUGCCAGCCACAGGGGCAGGCACGCGGGCCCUGGAUCAGGGGUGUGCCGCUACCCCUGCCGGUAUGGGCCCAUUACGAAGCUCCAGCCCUGACCGUCUCAACGGUCGAAGAGUAUGAGGAAUUAGCAGGCAGCGUUGAAUUGGAAACGCAGCACUUACUGCGCGAGCACCGUUAUGACACCGUUGGCAAUUUCCUUAAAUUCUAUAAGGAUUACGCUGCCAGCGGUGAAAGCGUACUGGAGAGAUUUUAUCACAAAUAUCAACCACUUAUAACACGUGAACAUCAUACUUGCGUAGGUUUGGGGUUUGAGUUACUACAUCGGUUAAAGGGUUUAAACAAACGAUUUCCUGACAUAGCAAGUGGCCUCUACUUAGUGUCCUGCGAGGAGACGAUAGAUAAUGUUGCUAAUUACGUCGGUGGACCACCCGCUGCAGACAGUGGAGAAAAGGAACAUGUACUUGUGUGCCUGAAAAUUAAUAUUAGCGGGCGCCGAGGAGUUAUGCUUCUCGAUCCCGGAUAUCAUGUAGCUCGAGUAAUUACUGUGAUGGAAGAUAAAUUGUAUCCACAUACAGGCUGGUUUAUUCAGUCUGACGAGCCGGAUUGUAAAAAAGAGUACAAUUACUUUCUAUGCGCUAAUGACCCCGAUUAUGUCGAAUGGCAUGAAAGGAAAACUCGAUCUGACACCUUGGAGAGAACACAAGUUGCUCUUAUAUACGUGGCAAGGCCAUAUUUAACUGCCAUCGAUGUUACGGAACGUAGAAAUUUAGUUUACAACUUCAGGAGUCUCCUUGCGCGAGAUACUAAAGGUCAUGUUACAGCUGGUAUAUAUUUUCCUGUUGUGCUAGACAUGAAUAAUGCACAAACUUUUACAGUUUUUUACCAAACUAGCAACGGCAAGAAAAGAAUCAAAAUGGCGUUCAACAAAUUUUGCGGUUCACCGAAGAUUAAUCCCGAUACCGAGGAAAAAGAAAUCAUCGCAGAAUGUGCUCGGCAGUUAGACUUGUCACAAGAUACAGUAGAAGAUUUACUUUCUGCUCUUGCUACAGUUAUGAGCGAUUCAGCCUUCGUGGCACAACUCCUGGCUAUUAAUUCAAGGAUCAACACCUUAGCAGAAGACAAUUAA